AUGGUCCUGAUGAAUGAGUUGAUCAAGGUUAUUGGCCACGGUUGUGAUUUUGAAUUUCGUUCAUCAUGCGAAUUAAUUCCGAAAUAUAUCGAUAUGACGAUGAUCAAUGUAUCCAUCGAUAAGACAUAUCCGGAUUUUACUUUUCGCCAGCCGGACAAGGCACAUCUGAACGCAGAAGGAACCUCUUGCUUAGCGAUGGCUCUUGGUUAUGAAAACGAUCCUGGAUGGGUGUACUUGCGUCAAUCGCCAGAACAGCUUCUUGCGGCAACCACCAAAAAGUUCGACUCGAAGAAGAACGUCUGGGUGGCUGAUCCAGAAGAAGGUUUUGUGGCCGCUGAAAUUAAAAGUAGCAAAGGAGACAAGAUCGUCGUUGUGACAACAAAGGGGACUGAGAAAACGCUCAAAAAGGAUGAAGUGCAACAAAUGAAUCCGCCGAAGUUCGAAAAAACUGAAGAUAUGGCAAAUUUAACAUUUUUAAACGAUGCAUCAGUGCUGCACAAUUUACGCCAACGAUACUACUCGAUGAUGAUCUACACAUAUUCGGGAUUGUUUUGUGUCGUGAUCAAUCCUUACAAACGACUUCCUAUCUACACGGAAAGUGUAUGCAAAAUGUACAUUGGAAAACGUCGAGCAGAAAUGCCACCGCACUUAUUCUCAGUUUCAGAUGAAGCAUACAGGCACAUGAUCAAUGAUAAAGUGAAUCAGUCAAUGCUGAUCACUGGUGAAUCAGGAGCCGGCAAAACCGAGAAUACGAAGAAAGUGAUAUCGUACUUCGCAUCCGUUGGUGCCACUCAACAGGCUGCGAGAAUUUUGAAGCCAGGCGAUAAGAAAGAGGCCAGUAUUGAGGAUCAAAUCGUUCGUACGAAUCCCGUUCUUGAAGCAUUCGGUAACGCUAAAACGGUCCGUAACAACAACUCGUCUCGAUUCGGCAAAUUUAUCCGUAUUCAUUUCAACACGACCGGAAAAUUGGCCGGUGCAGACAUCGAACACUAUCUACUGGAAAAAUCGCGUGUCAUUAAGCAGGCAGCUGGCGAGCGCUCAUACCAUAUAUUCUAUCAAAUAAUGUCCGGACAAAUCAACGGACUCAAAGAGAAAUUGUUCCUAACUCGCGAUAUUCGCAGCUAUCAUUUUGUUUCGCAAGCCGAGAUCACAAUCGAUGGAAUUGACGAUAAAGAGGAAAUGCAGAUCACGGAUGAGUCAUUCGAUAUUAUGCGCUUCAGUGAGGAAGAGAAAACAGAUCUGUUCAAGUUGGUCGCCGGUAUAAUGCAUAUGGGUGAAAUGAAAUUCAAGCAAAGACCUCGAGAAGAACAAGCCGAAUGCGAAGACAAAUCCGAAGGUGAUUUGGCCUGUAAACUUUGGUGCGUGGACCCAGAUAAAUUUAUCGGUUCGCUUUUGAAGCCGCAUGUAAAAGUUGGUACCGAAUGGGUGAAUAAAGGACAAAAUCUUGAGCAGGUGAACUGGGCUGUAGGUGCACUGGCAAAGGCAUUGUUCGCGCGAAUGUUCACAUGGUUGAUCAAACGAUGCAACAAAACACUGGACGCUCAAGCUUUGAGUCGAGAUUUCUUCAUUGGAGUUCUCGAUAUCGCUGGAUUUGAAAUAUUUGACUUGAAUUCAUUCGAGCAACUGUGGAUUAAUUUUGUGAACGAGAAACUUCAACAAUUCUUCAACCAUCACAUGUUUGUGCUGGAACAAGAAGAAUAUCAACGUGAAGGAAUUAAAUGGGAAUUCAUUGAUUUCGGUCUCGAUUUACAAGCUUGCAUUGAGCUGAUUGAAAAGCCUUUAGGCAUAAUUUCAAUGCUUGAUGAAGAGUGCAUUGUACCAAAAGCAAGCGAUUUGACUUUGGCGCAGAAGUUGAACGAUCAACAUCUCGGAAAACAUACCAAUUUCCAGAAGCCGAGACCACCGAAAGGAAAACAAGCAGAGGCGCACUUAGCUAUUGUUCAUUAUGCGGGCACAGUGCGUUACAAUGUCCUCGGAUGGUUGGAAAAAAACAAGGAUCCUCUGAACGAUACGGCCGUUGAAGUGUUGAAAUCAAACGGUGGCAUGACGUUGAUGUCAGCAAUUUGGGAAGACUACAAAACCCAAGAGGAUAUCGCUAAACUCACCAAGGCAGGCAAGACGAUGGGCAAAAAGAAAGGUAAAUCAGCGUCGUUCAUGACCGUAUCGAUGAUGUAUCGUGAAUCACUAAACAAACUCAUGACAAUGCUCUAUCAGACGCAUCCUCAUUUUAUUCGAUGUAUCAUUCCGAAUGAACAGAAAAAAUCAGGACUGAUAGAGGCUAACCUCGUGUUGAAUCAAUUGACUUGCAAUGGCGUACUUGAAGGAAUUCGUAUAUGUCGAAAAGGUUUCCCGAAUCGAAUGCUAUACGUCGAUUUCAAGCAACGAUAUGCGGUUAUCGCAGCUGAUGAGGCGAAAAGCGGCAAGGAUGUGAAAGAGUCGAGUGAGAAGAUUCUCGAGAAGCUUCUCCAAGUUAACGCACUCAAACCAGAGGAAUUCCAAACUGGUCACCAGAAGGUGUUUUUCAAAGCGGGUGUACUGGCACAUUUGGAGGAGAUGCGCGAUGAGGCGCUCUCGCAUAUUAUCACGAAAUUCCAGAGUGCUUGCAGACACUAUUACGCACAAUAUGACCUGAGACAACGAAUUCAAUCUAGGGCUGGUCUAAUCAUCGUUCAACGCAAUGUUCGUAAGUGGUGUGCACUUCGUAACUGGAGUUGGUUCAAGCUUUACGGACGCGUUAAGCCGCUGAUUGCCGGAAGUAAAAAGGAUGAGGAAUUCGAAGCACUCGAGAAAAAAUGCAAGGAGUUGGAAGAGAAGUUGAAGCGUGAAGAGAAGGUACGAAAAAGCACGGAGGAUGAGCUGACCAAAGUAAAAACUGAAAAACAGGAAUUGUUCGUUCAACUGGAACAAGAACGUGACAACAAUGCGGAAAGUGAGGAGCGUGCAGCGAAACUCCUUGCUGUUAAAUCAGAUGUCGAGAAACAGGUGACCGAUCUCAGUGAUCAAUUGGCCGAGCAAGAGGAUAGAAAUGAAGCGCUACAGAAGGCGAGAAAGAAAGUGGAAUCUGAAAAUGAGAAUUUCAAGAGAAUUAUCGCUGAACUUGAGAAUACAAUUAAGAAGCAGGAAACGGAAAAACAGAGCAAAGAUCAUCAAAUUCGUGCGCUACAGGUGUGUGGAAAUUUUCAUUCGCUCACAUUCACUUGUUCAUCGAAUUGUGGUGGAGUAUCGAGGUUGAUUAGGGAAUUCAUUUACGUGGAAGAAGGGAAUUGUGGACGUUAUCUGGAAGAAGAGGUUUAUGGAUGUGAAAGGAUCAUCAGAGAUAGACGUCUAAUUCAGCAAGUAAUGCCAUGCUUAUUGCAGGACGAGAUGGCCUCCCAAGAUGAGCUGCUUGCUAGAACGAAUAAGGAAAAGAAGCAUCAAGAAGAGGUGAAUCGCAAGCUGAUGGAAGACAUCCAAACAGAAGAAGAUAAGUUAAAUCAUAUGAACAAGGUUCGUUCGAAACUGGAACAAUCCAUGGACGAAGUCGAAGACGCACUUGAACGCGAGAAACGUAGCAAGGCAGAUUUGGAGAAGGCGAAACGGAAACUUGAAGGUGAACUGAAAGUGGCACAGGAGAAUGUCGAUGAACUGAUCAGACAAAAACACGAAUCUGAGAACGCUCUGAAGAAGAAGGACGCCGAAAUGGUUUCGUUGAGCAGUCAUCUUGAAGAUGAACAAUCGCUAGUCGCUAAACUUCAACGUCAGAUCAAAGAAGUACUUGCACGAGUUCAAGAACUCGAAGAAGAGCUUGAGGCUGAACGUCAAGCGCGAUCAAAGGCGGAGAAGAUGCGAAGCGAGAUGCAAAAUGAACUUGAGGAGCUUGGUGAUCGUUUGGAUGAGGCCGGAGGUGCUACCCAAGCACAAAUGGAGCUGAAUAAGAAGCGAGAAGCUGAGCUCAUCAAGCUGAGACGUGACAUUGAAGAGACGGCAUUGAGCUCAGAAAAUGCGAUGGCAGCUUUACGCAAGAAACACAAUGAUGCCGUCGCGGAAUUAUCCGAUCAGCUGGAUACUGUUCAGAAAGCUCGUGCGAAAGUUGAAAAGGAAAAAUGCCUACAACAGCGUGAGCUUGAAGACAUGCAUGCCCAGCUGGAUGCUGAAUAUAAGCAACGACAAAACAUUGAGCGGCUCGCAAAGCAGUUGGAGGCUCAGUUAACUGAAGUACAGUUGAAAGGUGACGAACAAGCACGCCAACUGCAGGAACUCAUUGCGAAUAAGAACAAAGUGACCACCGAAAAUAACGAUUUGAACAGGCAAGUAGAAGAUGCUGAAAAUCAGGUGGCCGCGCUGAAUCGCGUCAAACAACAGCUAUCUUCUCAAAUUGAGGAGUUGAGACGCCAACUGGAACAAGAAACGCGUGAACGACAAACUCUCGCCGCUCAGAAUGCAAACUUCCAACUGGAAUGCCAGCAAUUGCGUGAGACCAUCGAAGAGGAGCAGGACUCGAAAUCUGAGCUGCAGCGACUGAUUUCAAAGGCAAACGCUGAAGCACAACAAUGGCGUACACGUUUCGAGGGUGAAGGCAUGGCGAGAGCCGAGGAAUUGGAAGAUGCAAGACGUAAGCUUCAAGCGAAACUUCAAGAGUUGCAAGAGCAACUAGAAAAUGCAAAUUCAAAGAUCAGCUCACUGGAGAAAAGUCGUCAGCAUCUUUCACAAGAACUUGAAGAUGCCCAGAUAGAUGCAGACCGGGCAAACAGCUUGGCGAAUGCAAUGGACAAGAAGCAAAAAGGUUUCGAUAAAAUAGUGGAUGAAUGGAAGCACAAAUGCGAUUUACUUGUUCAGGAGUUGGAAUCCAGUCAAAGAGAUGCUCGUAGUGCAUCCACUGAAGUUUUCCGACUACGUAGCAAUCUGGAUGAGUCGGCUGAACAGAUCGAAGCAAUCCGUCGCGAGAACAAGGCUUUGUCGCAAGAACUGAAAGACCUGACUGAUCAGUUGAGUGAGGGUGGGAAAAAUGUUCACGAAUUGCAAAAAAGUCGCAGACGUUUGGAAAUGGAAAAAGAUGAACUGCAGCAAGCGUUGGAUGAUGCAGAAGCAGCACUAGAAGCCGAAGAGAGUAAAGUUUUACGUUCACAGGUGGAAAUUUCGCAGAUUCGUUCCGAAAUCGACAAACGUAUCAACGAGAAAGAGGAGGAGUUCGAAAACACACGAAAAAAUCAUCAACGUGCGUUGGAAAGCAUGCAGGCCAGUUUGGAGACCGAAACUCGCGGCCGUACGGAACUGUUGCGAAUGAAGAAAAAGCUGGAGUCCGAUAUCAACGACCUUGAGGUAGCUCUGGAUCAUGCGAACAAAGCGAAUGUGGAUGCACAGAAGAACAUCAAGAAGUAUCAAGACAACAUUCGUGAACUGCAGACUCAAAUAGAGGAUGAGCAGCAUCAACGUGACGAAAUUCGCGAGCAAGUUAACGUCACUGAACGUCGUUCACAGAUUCUUCAGUCUGAAAAAGAAGAUCUCGCUGUUCAGCUAGAGCAGGUACGCAUCGAAACAAUUGAUAAUGUUUCCUAUUGCGAGUUGAACUUACGCAUCUUUCAUUUGUUCAAACUUUUUGGUUAUUUUAUAACUUUUGCGCACAUUCAACAGUCUCAAAGCCAAGUCUAG
This is a messenger RNA of Anisakis simplex (herring worm), 5628 nucleotides long. The record is from the annotation of a GenBank genome assembly. Lineage: Eukaryota; Metazoa; Nematoda; Chromadorea; Rhabditida; Anisakidae.